GAAAAAAGAAAAUUCAAGGAAAAAACAAGUCCAAAGAAAGGGAGAAAAAAGGAGCAGUCCCAGAGAGAGCAGGCAGCUUCUUUUCCACCGCUGAUCCCGAGAUCCUCCCCGGAAGGGAAAAAAAAAAGUGUGUCUUGUCCCUUUCCCUCCCAUUGUCCUUGAAGGGAGGAACAUCACCAAACAAACCAGAGCAGUCUCGACUAAUGUAUAGUUCCAGAAGGGUUGUUUAACUUUCCUCUAACAUAAGCAGAUGAUAGGAAUACAAUACUCAGCUAACCUAGGACACCUGAUGUGCUCACCUGGCAGGACGCGGAGCAGGAAAACGAGACGCGCAAGAAGCAGGAGGAGGUGAUGCGGGAGAAGCUGCUGGCGCAGGAGGCUAAAAAGCAGGAGAAGCGGAACAAGUGGCAGCAGCAGGAGCUGAUCGCGGAGCUGCGGCGGCGCCAGGCCAAGGACCACCGGCCCAUGUACGAGGGCAAGGAUGGCACCAUCGAGGACAUCAUCACMGCGCUGAAGAGCGUCCCCUUCACUGCCCGCACGGCCAAGCGGGGCUCCCGCUUCUUCUGCGACCCGUCCCACCACGACGAGUCCAGCUGUUAAGAUCCCCAGCCCGAAGGUGGAUCCGCCUGUAGCCGAGCGAGGCUGAGGAACCCGACCAGGGGKGCAGGAGAGGACUGGGGCUGCCUCAGUUUCCCCUCCUCGCCCCCCUUUUCCCCUCCAGGUGUCCAGAGAGGCUCCGUCCUGCCCUGACACCAAAUGGGGACGGGUCCAAACGUUGUGCCACCAUCCCUGCGGGUGCCAUCCCUGUGCCCGGAGAUCCCCUGUGCCCAGAUUGCCCCCUGCCCACCCGAGGCAGAGGCCAAAUCCAUCUGUGCCGGGGUCCCAGCAGCAGGAGCUGACCCUUGGGGGUCCCCUCAUUCCCGGGGGGGCUCGCUGCCUCAGAGCCCCCACCCCCAGUGCAGGGACCACGGGGACCCUCCACCCCGCGCUCGACACUUUGACCACUGAUGUGAACACUAAGUGCCAAAAAAAAACAACAAAAAAAAAAGGGACCAAAGCCAGGCUUUUGGGGGGGACACUUUGACCCCCCCUCCCCGUGCCCCCUCCCCUCUACAGUGACUUUUUGUACAUGUGAAAUAUAUGGAAUCUUUUA
Messenger RNA from Malurus melanocephalus (red-backed fairy wren), 1153 nucleotides. RefSeq names its product formin-like protein 3. Gene Ontology annotation, biological process: regulation of cell shape; cell migration; cortical actin cytoskeleton organization. The record is from RefSeq and is a predicted model, not a curated record. NCBI's taxonomy places the organism in Eukaryota, Metazoa, Chordata, Aves, Passeriformes, Maluridae. The transcript is spliced from 4 exons. The coding region runs from base 352 to 600 and encodes 82 amino acids. Gene Ontology annotation, molecular function: actin filament binding. Gene Ontology annotation, cellular component: cytosol.